Molecule: messenger RNA, 414 nt
Organism: Morchella importuna
Lineage: Eukaryota; Fungi; Ascomycota; Pezizomycetes; Pezizales; Morchellaceae
Exons: 1
Coding region: 1-414 (137 amino acids)
Source: RefSeq, a predicted model, not a curated record
AUGGCCUCCCUCCCCUCCCGCGGCUGGCAGCGCCACGAACUACUCCAGCCCGCCACCGGCACCCGCAUCAUCAUCUGGUACCGCUCCACAAACGACACCAAAACAUCAUCCGAAGAACAGCUCCGCCACGCAAGAUACACCGUCAAGCUCGCCAUCGACUCGCUGCAGAUCUCUUUCUCAACGUUCACCACAAAGGACGAUAUCCGGCGUGCCGGGAGAGCCCUUGUGGACGCUGCGGAGCUGCUAAGGGAGCUAGCGGUGGUGAGUGAGGUGGCGGCGUAUGCGGAUGUGGCGAGGGAGCAGGAGAUGUUGUGUAGAGUGCUCGAGAGGUAUUGUGUGGGACCUAGGAGAGACUAUCCCGUUGACGUGGUGGACCAGUUGCAGCAGUAUAUUAUCGCACUGGGGAAGCUGUGA